UUAGUGGGAGGAGCCGUUGUAAUAGUGCUGAUUGCAUUAGCGACAUGGGCUAUUAUCUCCAUGACACCUCCACCUUCUAAGAGAUGCGGCACUCCCGGUGGACCGCCUAUCACCGCCCAGAGGAUACGUCUCAGCGAUGGUCGCUUUUUGGCUUACCAAGAAUAUGGAGUUAGCAGACAAAACGCCACCUUCAAGAUCCUCUUCGUCCACGCUUUCUCCACCUUUAGGCGUGACGCUAUUAUCGCAACCCGUGCUAGUCCUGGGUUUCUUGAGAAAAACGGAAUCUACGUGGUAUCAUUUGAUCGACCUGGUUAUGGAGAGAGCGAUCCUCAUCCCAGUCGCAAUGAAAGGACUUUAGCUCACGACGUUGAACAACUCGCUGACCAGUUACAACUUGGUUCCAAGUUUUACGUGGUUGGAUACUCAAUGGGGGGCCAAGCGGUUUGGGGUGUUCUCAAAUACAUCCCUCACAGGCUCGCUGGAGUCACGCUGCUUUGUCCUGUGAUCAACUCAUGGUGGCAGAGUUUCCCGGAGAGUUUGACUUGGGAGCUAUGGAACAAGCAGUCUAAAACCGAAAGGUUCACGAUGCUCCUCACUCACCACACUCCGUGGCUGCUAUAUUGGUGGAACAACCAGAAGCUGUUCAAAACAUCAGCUGUGAUGGAGUCAAGCCCUACGAUAUUCUCUCCUCAAGAUAUGGCUGUACUGCCCAAACUCGCCGCAAGGAUGGCUUACAAGAACCAAACAACGCAGCAAGGGACACACGAAUCAUUGGACCGAGACUUGAUUGUCGGAUUUGGGAAGUGGGGUUUUGAUCCGAUGAAGAUCGAGAACCCGUUCCCAAAAGGUGAAGGAUCGGUACAUCUGUGGCAAGGGGACGAUGAUCGGCUCGUCCCGGUGCCGCUACAGAGGAUCAUUAGUCAGAAACUAAGUUGGAUAAAGUAUCAUGAGAUUCCAGGAGCUGGUCAUUUGUUUCCAAAUGCUGAUGGUGUGCCAGAAACUGUCUUGAAGGAGCUUUUGCCUAUUCCCCAAGCAUCUUAA
Thlaspi arvense is the source of this 1041-nucleotide messenger RNA. Lineage: Eukaryota; Viridiplantae; Streptophyta; Magnoliopsida; Brassicales; Brassicaceae. The record is from the annotation of a GenBank genome assembly.